Messenger RNA from Naegleria lovaniensis, 2046 nucleotides. RefSeq lists its product as uncharacterized. The record is from RefSeq and is a predicted model, not a curated record. The coding region runs from base 1 to 2046 and encodes 681 amino acids. The transcript has a single exon. Lineage: Eukaryota; Heterolobosea; Eutetramitea; Acrasida; Naegleriidae.
AUGAAAUUCUUUCUCCUCUCCGUCAUUAGUAUUGUAUUGCUAUUACAAUUAGGUUCUAUUUGCUCGGGGAAAGUCGAGAGUCCUUCAAAGCCUAUUGGAUCUUCUUUCAAUCCCGAUUAUGAUCUCUCUUGGAUCAAAAGAAUAUUCGCUUUGAGCCCAAAUCGAAAGGAUAUUGCCUUAGUCAAUGAAUACAAAUCAUUGAUGAGCGAUGCUGUGCUUUUAUGGAAGAAGCCUUUAGGGUCUCACGAAUCCUUAAACAAACUCAAAAGAAACAAAGAAGAUCGUAAAAUCCUUCAAGAUAUUCAUCAGUUCUUGAUUUUUAUUAAUGAUCAAAGCGUUUGCAUCCCUUAUUUGAUGGAUUACAUGCAAAACGUUGAAUUUUUUAGUCUUUUCGAGCAAUGUAUUUCGGAGUGGGUCCGAGAUCAUUUCAUGUUUAUCUUUACGAAUGAGAGGAUUCCUAGAGAGACUGAUGAUUUGAAUGCCAUUCAAGGUAUUGAAUUUGGUCUACCUGGGAUACCUUCCAAACCACUAAUAUCUGAUGAAGAAUCCGUGUUGGAUGAUAUUCUCGAAGAAGUGCCACAUCAUGUCCAUGAUCCAUCACCCAUUCCAGAAAUACUUGAUGAAAAGGAUGAAUUAUGGAAUGACUUGGACACCACUCUAUCCUCAGAACUGGAAUUACUUUCUGAUGAACCAAUGACACAACAACAUGAUGAAGAGAAUGUCUUGCUGAAAGAGAUGAUGGAUGAAAUGAUACAAGAAUCACAACUCAUGCUUUCCGAUCAGCAGCAAGCCAUGGGUGAAUCCUCUGAUGAGGAACAACCGUAUCAAGACGAUGUAACGAGUUCAAUGAUUAAGGAAUUGGAAGAGACCAAACAACAUGAUGAAUCCUUCUUCUUACCUACAUCCAACCCACACGACCCUCGAAACGAGGCUUCCAACUCGAUCCAUUCACUUGAUCGAAAAGAGAGUUCAGAUUGGACUCCUACAAAUACUCAACAACAACAACACCACCACCAUGAUAAGGACUCACAGGCACGCACAGACGACUCGUCUCAAUUGUUUUCCAGCAGCAGUAGUAAUAGUACUAGUGGUGGUGGUGGUGCUGAAGAGGACCAAACUUUGAAUUCUCAAAUCACUCCUCCCACUCAUACUCUCACAACAUUGAACAACAUCCCCCUAGUGCUGCACCCAACAGAAAUUCACAACAUUUCAACUUGCAUCGAUUACGUCAUUCAAAAAUCAAAAUUAUUUCGAGCAUUUUAUAAUUUGAAUGAAAACAUUAUGAAAAGUUACAACAAGACACUCUCACUCUUUAAAACCUCAGAAUUUUCACUCAUUCCAUUAAUUACAAAAUCUAAAAGGUUAUCCAAUGAAUAUUCAGAAUCAGUGUUCAUGACCAAGACGUAUACGAACGCUAUUCAUAAUACAUUGAGCGCCAUGUCCACCAUGGUCACCACAACAAUACCUACCAAUGUAUUGAUUGGAAGAGGAUUUCAAGUACCAGCUCAAACAUGCAACGAUAUUCAACCAUUAAGAAAUUUCAAUUUUAAAUUUCGUUCCGUAUGGAUUGAACCUUCCAAAAAGAGAGAUCCAAACAAGUCUUUUAGAGUCUAUUGCGUUUCAGAAAAUGAUUCACAGAGUUUGAUGAAGAGUUCUUCAAGUUCGAAGCCUCAACACGAUACACAACCAAAUCGAAUGUGGAUGUUGGUCGCUAAAAAGGCUUCUUUCCAUUCUUUUGGAAAUGACACUGCAUGUUCUCCAUUUUCAUGUAGUUUGAAUCGUAACUCAUUAGCAGUGUUCGGCCCAAAUGCACCAUCUCCAUUGGCAUUUAUAUCUCUCAGUCCAUUUGAUGAAGUAUUUGUCAAUAACGCAAUGACUGCUCGAGUUGUGUUUACUUCAAAUCAUUUUAGGAAUGUAAUUUCACACUACGAUGUUCAUACCUCAAUUGGAACACCAAGAGAGUUCAUGACUGCUGUAGCUCAGAAAGUUCCAUUCCACACCGAAGCUUUACUAUAUUUGAAUAUUGAAAACAAAAACCAAGCAUGA